AUGGCAGCAGGUGUAGAGGAGGGACACACACACAUGGAGGAGCUGGUGGACCAGGGCCUGGGGAUGGAGGAGACGGCCCACGGCCUGCUGGGGAGGCCCUCGCUGAAGGAGAACUACAACAGUGACUGCCUGCUGGCGCCUGACACUGACUUCAUGACAGAUGAUCGCAGCUCGGCAGCCAGUGGCCUGGACGUGGCCGACCGGCUGACCUACCUGGAGCAGAGGAUGCAGAUGCAGGAAGAUGAAAUCCAGUUGUUGAAGAUGGCUCUGGCUGAUGUCCUCAAGAGGCUCAACAUAUCUGAGGAGCACCAAGCAGCUGCUGCCUCUGGUGCUGUUAGGAGACCAUCAGGCGUUAAAGCCCGGCCAGUAUCUCUACUUCUGCCCUCCAGACCGCCCAUGGUGAUCUCCAGCACUGCCUCCCUGAAGAAGAGCUCCACGCUGCCCUCCAGUGUCCCAGCCAAGAACUACAGCCCAACACCGCCCAGCAGUGGUGUGAAGAGCCCCCCAGGUAGUGUGAAGGACAGUCCAUGCAAGACCGCUAAACGACUAGCCUCUGCAGCCUCCGCCUGUAAGAAACCUCCGGAAGGCAAGUCCAAGGAGGCUGCAGUAAGUGUCGGGACAAGGCGUGUGACACACUGCAAAGUGACUAUGCAGAUCUAUCUGAGCCCCCUCACAAGAAAGACUGGAUCUUCUGAGACCGCCAAAUCCCCCGCCGCUGUGCCUGCCAACAGAGGGCCCACGGCCACACCUAACAACCCUCAGGCAAGGGGGGGCAGCAAGCUAGAGGGAAAGAAGACGACCCCGUCCUUCACCUUAAACCUGCAGAAAACCACAACCAGCCAGAGCACAGCGCAGGACACAUCCAGCUACAAGAGCCCCCUCAAAUCACCCAGCCAGUACUUUCAGAUUUGUUACUGAAGGUAGAGAUAGAUUUGCUACACCUUUGUCCCUGCUACCAACCACUUGAACAGAAACUGUGAAUAAAGACUUUCUUCCAUUGUUGAUAAAAAAGAGAAUCUGAUUUUAAAAGGGGGAUGAGUGCACUUCUGACACAAUUUACCUCUUUAGUGCAUCCUGACUUUGUUGCUUUUUGGGUAUGUGUACAGCAUUUCAAAACAUUUCCAAGUUUGAGUAACUGUGGAUAGUGCUUUAUGGCAUGGCUAUUUAUUAAAAUGAUAGUACCGUUUGAGAGCUUAAAUGCAUUUUUAGCCUCCUCUGAGACCACAGCAGGCAUAGAUCCAGUUCUCACUGCUGUGUGUGUGUAAACAUUUUCUUUGUCAUUCUAUAUGGGAAUUUUGUAAAGCAAGGAUGUGUCUGUAGUUUUCGUUUGAUGUCACUGAGUCUGUCUCAUUCC
Perca flavescens (yellow perch) is the source of this 1354-nucleotide messenger RNA. RefSeq names its product echinoderm microtubule-associated protein-like 1. The coding region runs from base 1 to 918 and encodes 305 amino acids. The transcript is spliced from 7 exons. NCBI's taxonomy places the organism in Eukaryota, Metazoa, Chordata, Actinopteri, Perciformes, Percidae. The record is from RefSeq and is a predicted model, not a curated record.